CAUUCACUCUCCUCGUGUUCAUGCUGGCAGAUCACAGGUACCCGCCAUUAAUAUUUCCACCAAGGUUGACUGCUUGUCCUCUUUGCCUCUGUGUUUUGUAUUCUCUCCGCGGUGGAAAAAGAGAAGAAGAACAACGUGUGGUGCUGCUACGAGUGACAGAUUAGAGGUCCUGACAAGUGACCCAUUUAAUAAGAGCUGAGUUCCACUCUGAUGGAGAAGAUGCAGGCCCAGGAGAUGAUGAGCGGCCUCAGGAUACCGGAGAUGGAAGAUCUCGGACAGUUCUUUCGCUCCCUGCCGACCUCCACACUGGUGGGCAUCGGCGCUCUGACCGCCGUGCUGGCGUAUUGGCUGGCCACCAGGCCCCGCCCCAUCAAGCCACCCUGCAGCCUGCUGCACCAGUCUGAGGAGGUCCCGCAUGAGAGUGGGGGCCGCAGGUCCAUGAUGUGCGACAGCUCCAAGCUGCUGACUCAUUACCAUGAUGAUGCCAAGACCAUGUACGAGGUCUUCCAGAGAGGCCUCCACAUAUCUGGUGAUGGACCUUGCUUAGGCUCGCGGCUCCCUAACCAGCCUUACAAAUGGAUAUCCUACAAAGAGGUGACGGCCCGGGCCGAACAUCUGGGUUCAGGCCUCCUGCACCAGGGCUGCCAGCCCAACCCCAGCCAGUUCAUCGGAGUGUUCGCCCAGAACAGGCCAGAGUGGAUCAUCUCAGAGCUAGCUUGCUACACCUACUCUAUGGUGGUGGUCCCCCUGUAUGACACACUGGGCCCAGAUGCCAUACGGUUCAUCAUUAACACCGCGGACAUCUCCACGGUCAUCUGUGACAAAGUAGACAAAGCUCAGGUGCUUCUGGAUAACGUGGAGCGGAAGGAGACUCCGGGCCUGCGGAGAAUCAUCCUGAUGGAUGCCUUCGACUCCGACCUCGUGGAGCACGGCAAGUGCUGUGGCGUCCACGUGCAGGCCAUGCAGGAAGUCGAGGCUCAGGGCAGGGAGCACCACAGAAACCCUAUACCACCCGUACCGGAUGACCUCUCCAUUGUCUGUUUCACCAGUGGAACCACAGGAAACCCAAAGGGAGUCAUGCUCACCCAUGGGAACGUGGUGGCUGAUUUCUCAGGCUUCCUUAAAGUGACAGACAAAGUCAUUUUCCCCAACCAAGAUGAUUGCCUCAUCUCCUUCCUGCCACUGGCUCACAUGUUUGAGAGACUCAUCGAGUCUGUGGUGUACUGCCACGGAGGACGGAUCGGGUUCUAUCAGGGUGACAUCCGCCUCCUCCCAGAUGACAUGAAGGCCCUGCGGCCGACCAUUUUCCCCGUGGUGCCUCGACUGCUCAACCGCAUGUACGACAAGAUCUUCAGCCAGGCCAACAGCCCGCUGAAGCGUUGGCUGCUCAACUUCGCUGCCAAGAGAAAAGGUGCUGAAGUCAGCAGCGGGAUCAUUCGCAGCGACAGCAUCUGGGACAAAAUCUUCUUCAGUAAGAUUCAGGCCAGCCUGGGAGGAAGGCUGAGGAUGAUUAUAACAGGAGCAGCUCCUACCUCGCCCAGUGUCCUGGGAUUCCUCAGAGCAGCUCUGGGAUGCCAGGUGUACGAGGCGUACGGCCAGACAGAGUGCACAGCUGGCUGCACCUUCACCACACCUGGAGACUGGACCCAAGGUCAUGUCGGGGCCCCGCUGCCAUGCAACCUCAUCAGAUUGGUGGACGUUCCUGAGAAGAACUACUUUGCCUCAAAGGGGGAGGGAGAGGUUUGUGUGAAGGGACCAAACGUGUUUAAGGGCUACCUCAAAGACCCAGAGAGGACGGCCGAGACGCUGGACUCAGACGGCUGGCUUCACACCGGAGACAUCGGCAAAUGGUUACCUAACGGAACACUGAAGAUCAUUGACAGGAAGAAGCACAUCUUCAAGUUGGCACAAGGCGAGUACAUCUCCCCUGAGAAGAUCGAGAACAUCUACAUCAGGAGCGAACCGGUGGCUCAGCUCUAUGUUCAUGGAGAUAGCCUGCAGUCCUGUUUGGUGGGGAUCGUGGUUCCCGACCCUGAAGUCAUGCCUGAAUGGGCCAAGAAGAAAGGCAUGUUAGGCACCUACAAGGACCUCUGUAAAAACACGGAAUUGAAGAAGGCAAUCCUUGAAGAUUUGGUGCGUCUGGGCAAGGCCAGUGGCCUCCACUCUUUUGAGCAGGUGAAGAACAUCUACAUCCACAAUGAGAUGUUUUCCAUUGAAAACGGCCUCCUGACGCCGACACUAAAGGCCAAGAGACCCGAGCUAAAGGAGUUCUUCAAGGCGAAGAUCGACCAGCUCUACAGCAGCAUCACCAUGUGAAGGCUGGCAGACCUCAUUUUCCUUCAAGCAUCUUAACACUAAGACCUGUUCUGAUCAUUGACCUGCAGUGGGACAAAGAUGUGACACCUUAGGGCUUAACAUGCUUUGGGAAAGCAAGCCAAAUCUGGUCCUUCUAUGGAAGAUUUAAAAUGCCUAAAGAAAUGAUCCAAAAAAUAAAGUUAAAGAGAAUACACAUGUUA
Acanthopagrus latus (yellowfin seabream) is the source of this 2516-nucleotide messenger RNA. It is a transcript of the gene acsl6, whose product is annotated as acyl-CoA synthetase long chain family member 6. Gene Ontology annotation, biological process: very long-chain fatty acid metabolic process; long-chain fatty acid metabolic process; long-chain fatty-acyl-CoA biosynthetic process. Lineage: Eukaryota; Metazoa; Chordata; Actinopteri; Spariformes; Sparidae. The record is from RefSeq and is a predicted model, not a curated record. Bases 211 to 2316 code for a protein of 701 amino acids. Gene Ontology annotation, molecular function: arachidonate-CoA ligase activity. Gene Ontology annotation, cellular component: endoplasmic reticulum; membrane. The transcript is spliced from 22 exons.